This is a messenger RNA of Cynara cardunculus var. scolymus (artichoke), 1488 nucleotides long. Its product is annotated as metacaspase-1. NCBI's taxonomy places the organism in Eukaryota, Viridiplantae, Streptophyta, Magnoliopsida, Asterales, Asteraceae. Gene Ontology annotation, molecular function: cysteine-type endopeptidase activity. The transcript has 5 exons. The coding region runs from base 68 to 1189 and encodes 373 amino acids. The record is from RefSeq and is a predicted model, not a curated record. Gene Ontology annotation, biological process: proteolysis.
CUCUCUUUCAUCAAUCCCUCUGAUUUCUCCCAAUUUAUCGUCGUUAAAACCAUCCAAUUCUUCAACGAUGAUGAUGCUGGUGAGCUGCUCGAAUUGCCACACGCAGUUGCAGCUUCCGCCGGGAGCCAAAGCGAUAAGGUGUGCAAUUUGUCAAGCCAUCACCCACCUCGCCGACCCCCGUGCAGCCCCUCCUCCGCCGCCUCAUACCGGUGGUCAUCCUCCACCCUCUGCAAUUUCUUAUGUUCCUCCUCAACCAUCGCCUUACAACCACGCCCCGCAGGGGCCUCCGCCUUCUGCACAUGGCAGGAAGAAGGCGGUGAUCGUAGGCAUAUCGUACAAAUUCUCGAGGCAUGAACUUAAAGGAUGCAUCAAUGAUGCUAAGUGCAUGAAAUAUCUUCUGAUCAAUAAGUUUCACUUCCCUGAAUCUUCUAUUAUCAUGCUCACGGAGGAAGAAACAGACCCUUAUAAAAUUCCAACAAAACAGAACAUGAGGAUGGCACUUUUUUGGCUGGUCCAAGGAUGCCAACCAGGAGACUCGCUUGUUUUUCACUAUUCUGGUCAUGGUUCACGACAAAGGAAUUAUAAUGGCGACGAGGUUGAUGGGUAUGAUGAAACCUUAUGCCCGCUGGACUUCGAGACCCAGGGUAUGAUUGUUGAUGAUGAAAUUAAUGCAACUAUUGUCAAACCUCUUCCUCUUGGGGUUAAACUUCAUGCAAUUAUUGAUGCUUGCCACAGUGGCACUGUACUGGACCUUCCUUUCCUUUGCAGAAUGAGCAGGAGUGGGCAGUAUGUAUGGGAGGAUCAUCGUCCUCGAUCGGGUAUAUGGAAAGGUAGCAACGGUGGUGAAGUCAUUUCCAUAAGUGGUUGUGAUGAUGAUCAAACAUCUGCUGAUACAUCUGCUCUAUCAAAAAUCACAUCAACAGGGGCCAUGACUUUCUGCUUUAUUCAAGCUAUAGAACAUGGAAAUGCGUCUACCUAUGGGAGCUUAUUAGGUUCUAUGCGUAAUGCCAUCCGUAGUGCAAAAAGUGACAUGGGUGGUGGUGGUGGUGGUGCGGUGACUUCUCUUCUCACUAUGUUAUUGACAGGGGGAAGUCUCGCUGGUGGACUAGGUGGAGGUGGACUAAGCCAGGAGCCGCAAUUGACUGCCUGCCAGCCUUUCGAUGUGUAUGCAAAACCAUUUUCCUUGUGAUAAUACAUGUUCAAGUAUUGUACAGUGGGUUGACCCAUUUAUGAGUAAUCUUCAAUCAUCUCUCUCAGGUAAUAUGUUUAAAAUUAUGACUAUAAAGAAGCUGCCAAUUAACAUCCUCUUAUUUGUUGUUUUCAAGACCUAAGUUUAGUUUAUGCAUGUUGUAUUUGUGUUUUGGUUUCUAUCCAUCCCAUUUGUGUUGAUGUAAACACCAAAUCUGGUUAGGUUUGGAUCGUUUUGUGUGGUUCUCUCUCGUGAAACCGAAAUUUUCUGGCUUUCCUGUAUAAUGUAUUAUUUUCGAC